This is a messenger RNA of Prorocentrum cordatum, 335 nucleotides long. Lineage: Eukaryota; Dinophyceae; Prorocentrales; Prorocentraceae. The record is from the annotation of a GenBank genome assembly.
GCCGCGCUGGCGCCGCGAGCUGAGAUCGGGGCCCUCCUCUCCGGCGGCCAGGGCAUGCCGUCGAUGUCUCCAGGAGACUUUGGAGCCACCGACUCACCGCACGGUGCGGCCACCACCCCUUUUGGGGGGCCCCCGAGAGAAGGAAGGACGCCAGCGGGCGCCCGAAGCUCACCGCGGCAGACGGGGGCAUGGGCAGGGGCCGCCGGGGCCAGGCCGCCAGCGCACGGCGGGGCGCUCGCCCGCUGCGGCUCCGGGAGGCCAGCGCCGCCGGCCCGCCAGGGCGAGAAGCAGCGGAGAGGGCGGCACGCCACUGCUACGGGCAGCGGGCGGCGGGG